GAAAUGACAACAGGGCUCUGAGUAUCGUCGAAGGAAAUGUGCACUGCCGCUAGACAGUCAGCCGCUUGAACCUUCUCACAAACCAUUUCGGAGUCUCCGUCAGUAAGAAGCGCUGCGCGCUACCGGUAACCAUGAGAAAUCGCACGUGUGAAGUGGGCACGUCUGUUCUAAACUGAACUUACGAAUUAGGAGGACAAAAGAAGAGACCAUCACCGGACACCAACUACAAUAAAAAGAAAUCUACUGCGAAUUAUAUCAGCGGCUUUAGCAGUGCACCACGCUGUCAACGUGCAGAACAACUCGGUCUGAGAGCCCGAUCUUUAUCAUCGAAUCAGGAUUAUUUUUCCAGGCUAACACAGAGGUGUUGGUCCGCAGGAUACAUUUGAUUUGAGUUGAGUAUUUUACUACAGUGCAAUUGGAGAGCCGAGUAGUUGCGAGACUUAAGAACACUGAAACGCACACGAUCUCAAGGAAUCUGCCAUUCCUGUAGGUAAGCUGCUUCAGCACCACGGACAGGUACUAACCCCGGCAGCUGUUUCCAGACCCCACAACUUUCCGUAUCUACAGACCGAGAGAAAUAGAAUUUUCCCUGUAUUGUCCACUUGCAGCAAUAACGUAAUCAAAAGCCGCGAACCGAAUUCGGACGAAAGCGAACUCAUUGAUCCAUUUGGCGUAAGGGUCUGAACUUGGAAUAGUUUGAUUUCUCAGAGAAACAUAACUUCAUAAUCAAAAGGGAGUGAGAUCCAACACAAAAAAAGAUGUCACUGAUGCUGGAGGGGGACCUCACCAUGAUAAAAACACUACGCCUCUAAAAGCUGGCAGUGUCGCACCUUAAGCUACCCAGAGAGUAAGAAGAGCGUCGAUCCGCCCCAUCCACAUGGCCGCUGUGAGGUCCUGGUUCCGGCCCGGGGCGGUCCCCUGGCGGCCUCACCGCCUCUUCCCGCUGCUGCUCACCCUCGCCCUCGUCCCGGAGGCCCUCCCGACGUCCAGCUACAACACGGGCGCCAAGCGGGAGAUCACGGUGGAGGGGGACCUGGUGAUCGGGGGCCUCUUCCCCGUGCACCAUAAGGGCGAGGGCAUGGAGGACUGCGGCGUGAUCAACGAGCAGCGCGGCAUCCAGCGGCUGGAAGCCAUGCUGCUGGCGCUGGACGAGAUCAACCGCGACCAGCGCAUACUGCCGGGCCUCAGGCUGGGCGCCCACAUCCUGGACACCUGCUCCAAGGACACCUACGCCCUGGAGCAGUCGCUGGAGUUCGUCCGUGCCUCCCUGACCAAGGUGGAUGAGACCGAGUACAUCUGCCCCGACGGCUCCUACGCCCUGCACGACGACUUCCCGCUGGCCAUCUCCGGGGUCAUCGGCGGCUCCUACAGCGACGUCUCCAUACAGGUGGCCAACCUGCUCAGACUCUUCCAGAUCCCGCAGAUCAGCUAUGCCUCCACCAGUGCCAAGCUCAGCGACAAGACGCGCUACGACUACUUCGCCCGCACCGUGCCGCCGGACUUCUACCAGGCCAAGGCCAUGGCGGAGAUCCUGCGCUACUUCAACUGGACCUACGUGUCCACGGUGGCCUCGGAGGGCGACUACGGCGAGACGGGCAUCGACGCCUUCCAGCAGGAGGCCCGCGCCCGGCAGAUCUGCAUCGCCACCUCCGCCAAGGUCAGCCGCUCCAUGAGCCGUCUGAGCUACGAGGCUGUCAUCCGCUCGCUGCUGCAGAAGUCCAACGCCCGCGUGGUCAUCCUCUUCACGCGCAGCGAGGACGCCCGCGAGCUGCUGGUGGCGGCCGCCCGCAUGAACGUGUCCUUCAUCUGGGUGGCCAGCGACGGCUGGGGGGCGCAGGAGAGCGUGGUGAGGGGCAGCGAGCUGGUGGCCGAUGGGGCCUUCACCAUCGAGCUGGCCUCCUACCCCAUCAAGGAGUUCGAGGAGUACUUCACCCAGCUGGACCCGUACAACAACACACGCAACCCCUGGUUCCGGGAGUUCUGGGAGCGGCGGUUCCAGUGCAGCCUGCAUGAUCUCAGCUGCGGCAGACACUCCCUGCGCGAUGGCAUCUUCGAGCAGGAGUCCAAGAUCAUGUUCGUGGUGAACGCCGUCUACGCCAUGGCCCACGCCUUGCACAACAUGAGGCAGGCCGUGUGCCCCAACUCCACCAAGGUGUGCGACGCCAUGAAGCCGGGCAACGGGAGGAAGCUCUACAGGGACUUCAUCCUGAAAACCAAGUUUGACGCCCCAUUCCGCCCUGCUGAUACAGACAACGCUGUCCACUUCGAUGCUUACGGAGACAGCCUGGGUCGCUACAACAUCUUCCACUACCACAAGGAGGAUGGCAGGUACCACUACAAGAAAGUGGGGUACUGGGCACAGAGCCUAAUCCUGAACACCACCCUCAUCCCCUGGGACAGCCAGGUGCCGCCCACCUCGCAGUGCAGCGACCCCUGCAGGAAGAACGAGAUAAAGAGCAUGCAGCCAGGGGACGUGUGCUGCUGGAUCUGCAUCCCCUGCCAGCCCUACCAGUACCUACUGGAUCAGUUCACCUGCAUGGACUGCGGCUUCGGACAGUGGCCCCUGGAGAACCUGAGCGGCUGCUACGACCUGCCGGAGGAGUACAUCCACUGGGAGGACGCCUGGGCCAUCGGGCCCGUCACCAUCUCCUGCCUGGGCAUGCUGUGCACCCUCUUCGUGAUCGGCCUGUUCCUCAAGAACAACGACACACCGGUGGUGAAGGCCAGCGGGCGCGAGCUCUCCUACAUCCUGCUGCUGGGCGUGCUGAUGUGCUACAGCAUGACCUUCAUCUACAUCGCCAAGCCGUCGGCCGUCGUCUGCACCCUGCGCCGCCUGGGCCUGGGGACCUCCUUCGCCGUCUGCUACUCGGCCCUGCUGACCAAGACCAACCGCAUCGCGCGCAUCUUCAACGGCGUGAAGGACGGCGCCCAGCGGCCGCGCUUCAUCAGCCCCACCUCGCAGGUGGUCAUCUGCAUGGCGCUCAUCUCCUGCCAGCUGGUGGUGGUGGUGGUGUGGCUGCUGGUGGAGACGCCGGGCGUGCGCAAAGAGGUGAGCCCCGAGCGGCGCGACGUGGUCACCCUCAAGUGCAACAGCAAGGACUCCAGCAUGCUGGUGUCACUCACCUACAACUGCGUCCUCAUCGUCCUCUGCACCGUCUACGCCUUCAAGACCAGGAAGUGCCCCGAGAACUUCAACGAGGCCAAGUUCAUCGGCUUCACCAUGUACACCACCUGCAUCAUCUGGCUGGCCUUCCAGCCCAUCUUCUAUGUCACGGCCAGCGACUACAGGGUGCAGACCACCACCAUGUGUAUCUCUGUCAGUCUGAGUGGCUCUGUGGUCCUGGGCUGCCUCUUUGCCCCCAAAAUCCACAUCAUCCUGUUCCAGCCCCAGAAGAACGUGACCACGCUCAGGGUCGCCACCACCCGCUUCAGCGUGACGACAGGCCCCGGGUCCAGCUUCUCUCAGGCUUCAGCGUCUAACUUUGUGCCGACGGUGUGCAAUGGCAGAGAGGUGGUGGACUCCACAACAUCCUCACUGUGAAGGCUAAAUUCAUGUCCUUCGGCCCAAUGCAGUAUAGUUAUAAUCACUAGUCGAGAAUACAGUGUUGCAAAUAUGGGAAUGGUCACUGCAAAUUGUUCUGAUUUUGUUGUUCUCAACGUGCUGUGAGUACAAUGUCCCAAUUCUGUUUUUUCUCUCUGACUAGUAGCUAUGAUAAAAGAAAAAAACAUUGAAA
This is a messenger RNA of Megalops cyprinoides (Indo-Pacific tarpon), 3734 nucleotides long. RefSeq names its product glutamate receptor, metabotropic 2a (gene grm2a). Gene Ontology annotation, cellular component: membrane. The transcript has 6 exons. Bases 878 to 3541 code for a protein of 887 amino acids. Gene Ontology annotation, biological process: G protein-coupled glutamate receptor signaling pathway; regulation of synaptic transmission, glutamatergic. Gene Ontology annotation, molecular function: group II metabotropic glutamate receptor activity. The record is from RefSeq and is a predicted model, not a curated record. NCBI's taxonomy places the organism in Eukaryota, Metazoa, Chordata, Actinopteri, Elopiformes, Megalopidae.